Blastomyces dermatitidis ER-3 is the source of this 532-nucleotide messenger RNA. RefSeq lists its product as uncharacterized. The coding region runs from base 1 to 432 and encodes 143 amino acids. The transcript is spliced from 3 exons. Lineage: Eukaryota; Fungi; Ascomycota; Eurotiomycetes; Onygenales; Ajellomycetaceae. The record is from RefSeq and is a predicted model, not a curated record.
AUGUCUAAAUCUUCUAAUUACACUGAGAAGCAGUUGCAAAGAGCUGUUGACGCGUACAAAAGUAAUUCAAAAUUAAAAAUCACAUCUCUGUCGCGAGAAUUCAAAGUCUCAUAUGCCACCUUAUUCAGAGACUGCACCUCUCACAAUCUCAAUAUAUACAAUGAUGAUGAUGAUGUAUGUGAUCACUUUAUCCCACCACCUGCAGAUCAACUGUCAACUGUCUUCUUGCAAUUAACCUUCUCAGAGACAGUUGCAAAACUACAUCACCAAAUCAAUGCAGCAGCCAAGGCCUUAGAAGAUGUGAAGGAUACCCUUACACCUGGUUUGACAAGGCGGUUGAACAAGAUCUUCAAGGAUAGCAUGGUCCAGGCGGAAUUGAACGCGCAUCAUGAGGGUGAACUUGCAGAUCAUUAUCAAGCAAAUAGACAUUGAGUCGUCAAAUCCUCCCGCAGGCAGGUGCAAGUAGGUGGAGUCCUCACUAUUAAGAAUGCCAAUUGCAAGAUCGCGACCUGUAGAGCAGAUGAGAUGAAAA